AUGUCGGCACGUUUCUUCAAGCGCCGGAGGAUGUCGUCGAUUGCUUCCGGCUCCCAGACGCACACUACUACUGCUGAGGAUGACUUGUCGGCAGAAGGCGAUCGAGCCACGACUUCAUCAUACGACGGCAAUGCCAGCAAUACAAGACGACAGAGGGCCCUCUCUUCAUCGACCGCUUCUGGACCGUGCACGUCGAGCUUGCCGAGCAGGUCUUAUAUUCACAAUGUGAAUCAUUCGAAUCAGGAUGUGCAGUACUCGUCGUCUGGAGUCCGACAGCAGACCGCCGAGCUGUCGUCUUCGUUUCUGGACGACUCGGAGAUGUCGAAGCAUUUUGGUGAUCGAUACGAUGAGAGUGCUCUGGGGGCGCAACGACCGGAGCCGAUUGCAGAACGCUCGGAGCCUGCCACGCCGAAUGAGGAAUUGGGUCCUCGUGGAUCUUUUGAUGCAUCUACGAUUGCUGGCGCUAGUGACGCUUUAUUGAUCUACAACGAAGAUAGUCACAGCCCUUCACCUGGUCUGGGCGGUCGACGGCGAACGUCAGCUUCGAGGGUCCCGGAAGUUGUCGUCACUAACGAGGACGGUGAUAUGGGCGAGACGACUCCCUUACUACCCCGUGCGCGGUUAUCGUCCCCCCGAAAACAGAGAUACGACGCUGGCGGAGACCUCGAAUCCCAGCCGAAACAAGCACCUCACCAAGGCAUCUGGAAUCGACUGGGCCACCACUAUCCCUCAUUCCGGGCGAUCAGGCGUGUUGUCGAUGUGGCGAGCAAUCCCAAACGAUGGGACAUGCGGCAAGUGGCGAGCACGGUGGUGUACAAGCCCGUCAAGGCGCUGCCCUCAGUGUUCUUGGGUCUGCUGCUGAACUUGCUGGACGCACUGUCGUAUGGCAUCAUCUUGUUCCCGCUUGGAGAAGAUGUCUUUUCUGAGAUGGGCGCGGAUGGCGUGUCGAUGUUCUAUGUGAGCUGUAUUGUCUCGCAGUUGGUGUACUCGAGUGGGAGUAUCUUUCGAGGGGGUGUUGGGUCGGAGAUGAUCGAGGUUGUACCCUUCUUUCACAAGAUGACCUACAUGAUCAUCAGCAUUAUGGGCACAGACAACCCGGACGCCCUGCGAGCCACGGUCAUCACGUCUUACGCCAUGAGCUCCAUCUUGACGGGAGUCAUCUUCUUCGCUUUGGGAGCUGCGCGCCUUGGGACUCUCGUCAACUUCUUCCCGCACUCGAUCCUUGUUGGCUGUAUUGGUGGCGUGGGUAUCUUCUUAUUCCUGACUGGAGUCGAGGUUUCUGUUCGUUUAGACGGCAACCUGGAUUUCACAAAGGAGGUCCUGAUGAAGCUCAUCGCCCCUAUGAGUCUGGCUCAAUGGCUGCCUCCACUGGCACUGGCCAUCAUCCUACUCAUCGUCAAACGAUACUACGACAAGCCUUUCCUCGUCCCGGCAUACUACAUCGGCAUCACCGUCAUAUUCUACAUAGUCGUUGCUGCCGUACCCUCGCUCAGCGUCGAGGGUCUCCGCAGUUCAGGCUGGGUUUUCGAGGCGCCCGCAGCCGACAAGACCUUCUACAACUUCUACAGCUACUACAAGUUCAGCUUGGUGAACUGGAAAGCCGUGGCGAUGACGAUUCCGUCGCAGUUCGCGCUGACGCUUUUUGGGAUUCUGCAUGUGCCGAUUAACAUCCCUAACCUGGCGAUGAAGAUGCAGGAGGAUAAUGUCAGUAUCAAUCGGGAGCUUGUCUUGCACGGGAUUUCGAAUUCGCUAUCCGGAUGUGUGGGGAGUAUUCAGAACUAUCUCGUCUACGUCAACAGCGUGCUGUUCAUGGACACUGGAGGCGAUAGUCGAUUGGCUGGAUAUCUGUUGGCGGCUGCUACUGCUGGACUCUGGAUUGCUGGACCGAUCGUCAUUGGAUAUGUACCGGUCAUUGUGGUUGGGACGCUGAUCUAUUACCUUGGAAUUGAUCUGGCCAAAGAAGCGCUUGUGGAUACUUAUGGCCGACUACAUCGAUUGGAGUACUUCACCAUCGUUGUCAUCGCCUUGGUCAUGGGGAUUUACGACUUUGUCGUUGGAGUUGCUGUUGGAAUUGGGCUGGCUUGUCUGGUAUACGUUGUCCAAACAUCGCGAAAGACAGUCAUUCGAGCACAAUUCUCUGGCGAGAUUGCGGAAUCAACCGUUCGUCGCCAUCCUCGACAGCGUGAUUACUUGCACCGCGUUGGACCUCAAAUCCGGAUUGUCAAGCUGGGUGGAUAUCUCUUCUUUGGCAGCAUCGUCAACGUCGAGAAGACGGUGCGAGCUCUGAUCGACGCAGAGGCUUUUGCUGCAUCGCCGAUUCGAUACCUCAUCCUAGACUUCUCGCACGUCACCGGAGUAGACUUCUCAGCCGCUGAGGGAUUCGGUCGAAUGUAUAGGAUUCUGAGAAGAAGAGACGUCGAGAUGGUGCUUGCAGGCGUCAACCUCGACGACGAAGUCGGCCGCAGUCUGAAGAUGGACGGUCUCUUCGAAGAAACCGACGAAGACCCACCAACACCACCCCCAAAAGUCUACGAAGACCUCAACGGCGCCCUCGAAGCCUGCGAAAACGCCCUCCUCGUCACCCUCACCGAAAAGCAACAAUCCGGCCUCACGGGCGGCGGCGACUCCCCACCCAUGCCUAUCCCCUCGGAACCGCCCAAACGCGCCCAAAUCACCGACCUCGAAACCCUCUUCGGCUCCCCCCGCACCAACCUCCGCCACCGCGCCGCGACUGAAACCAUCGUCGAGCAAGGCGGCCACCCGGAACGCACCAAAUGGCAAAACCUCAAACAACCCCUCCCGCUCCUCCUGCAGGCCUUCGAGAACUUCACCACCCUCCACACCGAGGACUUCUGGUUCCGUGCGGUCCCCUACUUCUCCCGGCGCGAGUUCGCGAAGGGCCAACAACUCUACGCGCGCCACGACAAGCCCGACGGCUUCUACCUCCUGCAAUCCGGGAUUCUCCGCGCCGAGUACUCGCUUGAGCAGGGGAAUUACCACGAGAGCAUCGUGGCGGGGACGACGUGCGGGGAGCUGCCGUUCUUCAGCGAGACGGAGCGGACGUGCAGUGUGCUCGCGGAGACGGAUUGUGUCGCGUGGUGUUUGACGCCGGAGCAGUGGGGGGUGCUGCAGGAGAGGGAUGUGGAGGUGGCGAAUGAGUUGUUGAAGGUCGGGUUGAAGUUGAGUGCGGAGCGGAUGAAUGCUAUUACUAGUUAUGUUUUGAUUACGGCGAGUUAG
Molecule: messenger RNA, 3237 nt
Organism: Zasmidium cellare ATCC 36951
Lineage: Eukaryota; Fungi; Ascomycota; Dothideomycetes; Mycosphaerellales; Mycosphaerellaceae
Exons: 3
Coding region: 1-3237 (1078 amino acids)
Cellular component (GO): membrane
Source: RefSeq, a predicted model, not a curated record